Molecule: messenger RNA, 309 nt
Organism: Rotaria sordida
Lineage: Eukaryota; Metazoa; Rotifera; Eurotatoria; Philodinida; Philodinidae
Source: the annotation of a GenBank genome assembly
AUGCUAAAAAACAAAUUAAAAUUAAAAAUAAGUAUACUCUUAAUCAACUUUUAUAUUCAAUUUCAAAUUCAUAAACAUCUUAUAUCACCUGUUGUUUUAAUGUCAUUAGCAAUUCCUCGUUUAAUUAGUUCAUUUACUACAGGUUGUGUUAAAUCAACACGAAAUCCUUGGUUAUUUAUUCUUGGUUAUUAUAUUUCAUAUGUACCAUCAAUGCUUACUUUUAUUAUUUAUAUUAUACCUUCAGAUCUUUUUAAAAAAGAAUUUUAUCAAACAAUUCGUCGUAUUCAACAACAGUUAAGUCGACAAUAA